AAUCUCCGGGCUCAGUUCUGUCUCUGCUCGGUCUCAUCGUCCACUUCUCUUCUUCUCCUCACCCACCCCGAGGACUCUACUCUUAUAGAACAAGAACAGCAGCAUAUUAAGUCAUGGCAUUCACACCUAGAGGAGGUCGCGGUGGCGGCCGUGGAGGUUUCUCGCGCGGAGGCGGCGGCGACCGCGGUGGUCGUGGUGGAUUUUCUCGCGGAGGCGGUCGUGGAGGAUUCGGAGGCGGCCGUGGUGGUGGUGUUGGCGGCGGGCGUGGCGGUCCUCGUGGAGGAGGCCGUGGAGGUGAUCAUCGAGCCCCACAGACACGCCGGUGUGUUCAUCGCUCGCGGCAAGGAAGACAUGUUGGUGACCCGGAAUCUGACCCCCGGCGAGUCCGUCUACGGCGAGAAGCGCAUCUCGAUCGACGUUCCCGCGACCACGCCCGACGGCGUGGCCACGAAGGUCGAGUACCGUGUCUGGAACCCUUUCAGAUCAAAGCUGGCUGCCGGAAUCAUGGGCGGUCUCGACGAGCUCUACGUCGCUCCCGGCAAGAAGGUGCUCUACCUCGGUGCCGCGUCCGGUACCUCUGUCAGCCACGUCUCUGACGUCGUCGGCCCCGAGGGCAUCGUCUACGCUGUCGAGUUCUCGCACCGAUCCGGCCGUGAUCUGAUAACCAUGGCCAAGAAGCGCCCGAACAUCAUCCCCAUCAUCGAGGAUGCGCGCCACCCGCAAAAGUACCGCAUGCUCGUCGGCAUGGUCGACGUUGUCUUUGCCGACGUCGCGCAGCCGGAUCAGGCCCGUAUCAUCGCCCUCAACUCGCACAUGUUCUUGAAGGACGGCGGCGGUGUCGUGAUCUCGAUCAAGGCCAACUGUAUCGACUCCACCGUCGAUGCCGAGACCGUCUUUGCGAGCGAAAUCCAGAAGCUGAGAAAGGAGCGCGUCAAGCCCCAAGAGCAGUUGACCCUCGAGCCUUACGAGCGUGACCAUUGCAUUGUUGUCGGCAAGUACGUCCGGUCCCAGAGCGCUUAAGUUUCUUUUAUUCCAGAGACUUUGGGUAAGAAGAUGACGACUCAGAGAUGAGUAGAAAGAGCUGGAGGAGUAAUAUGGAAUGCAAAAAGUCAAAGCAAAGGAUUUUGUAAAUUAAUGCUCUUUUUUCAUGGUUGUAUUUGAUUUGUUUUCGCGUGUGUUUUGUUGCAAUCUUUUGUGGUUUCUGUUUUGGUAUAUAAUGCACUUUAAAAUAGCUGUUAUAGACUGACUGUUAUGACUGCAGUUGGUGAUCUGUUGGUAGUAGUAUUGUAGUGACUUCCUCUUCCAGGACUACAAUCUACA
This is a messenger RNA of Myxozyma melibiosi, 1320 nucleotides long. RefSeq names its product YDL014Wp-like protein. Gene Ontology annotation, molecular function: histone H2AQ104 methyltransferase activity; RNA binding; rRNA methyltransferase activity. The record is from RefSeq and is a predicted model, not a curated record. Gene Ontology annotation, biological process: rRNA methylation; box C/D sno(s)RNA 3'-end processing. The coding region runs from base 352 to 1020 and encodes 222 amino acids. Gene Ontology annotation, cellular component: small-subunit processome; box C/D methylation guide snoRNP complex; nucleolus. NCBI's taxonomy places the organism in Eukaryota, Fungi, Ascomycota, Lipomycetes, Lipomycetales, Lipomycetaceae. The transcript is spliced from 2 exons.